AUGUCGAUUGCGAUUCUGUUGGUGGGUUUUGUCGUGUUCGCGUACACUGGAUUCAUUGGAUUCUAUCCGUUGGCCAUGCUUGGAGGAGCAUCCUGGUGUAUUGGUAAUUAUCAUGGUACUAAAUAUCCGGUUUACAACGUUGUCAGAUAUUCAGGAAACGCUACCGCCAUUCCUAUCAUUCAACGUCUCGGCCUCGCUGUUUCCAUUCUCAUCUGGAACACUUCUAACUGUUUGACAGGAUGGGCUGGUGGCCGAUUUGGAUUGUUUGGAAUGAAACCUCAAGUACCAGCAUCUCCGUAUCUCAACUACCUCGGACUUAUCUUCGUUAUUAUCGGUGGAUCGAUCUUCGCUCAAGUGAAAUCUGAACCCGUUUCUUCUGCUUCUUCAAAAAAGUCAAAUCGUGCUUCGUUUGACAUGGAAAACUUGAAUUCCGAAGAGAAGAAAGCGCUGAAUACGACAGAGUCUUCCGAUGACGGUGGUCUUGACACCGAAAUUAUAAAGCCGAAGAAAGAUUUGAACUCUGGAUCACAACGAUUGAUGGCUUUCAUCACCGCAUUGAUUGCUGGUGUCUUCUACGGAAUGACAUUUGUUCCAGUGAUUCGUAUGAUCGACAACGAGGAUCUCUACGUUGGAUAUCCAAAAGAUGGACUGUCGUACGUCUUUUCACAUUACUUUGGAAUCUUCAUCACGUCUACAAUUAUUUUCGUAAUUUAUUCAAUUUUCAGAAGAAACCAACCAUACGCUCCUCCAAAUCUCUUCCUUCCCGGAAUGGCAGCUGGAUGCUUCUGGGCGAUCGCUCAAACUUCUUUCUUCGUCGCUAACCAACACCUCUCAUCAGCUGUUACAUUCCCAAUCAUCUCACAAAUGCCUGGAUGUGUUGCUGCCGCUUGGAGCAUCUUCUAUUACAGAGAAAUCCACGGAAAGCGUAAUUUCCUGUUGCUCGGAGCAGCCAUGUCGAUUACGAUCACCGGAGCUGUCCUAGUCGGAAUAUCCAAAGAGUUCAAAUUCUAG
Messenger RNA from Caenorhabditis briggsae, 1011 nucleotides. Gene Ontology annotation, cellular component: membrane. The transcript is spliced from 4 exons. The coding region runs from base 1 to 1011 and encodes 336 amino acids. Gene Ontology annotation, molecular function: carbohydrate transmembrane transporter activity. NCBI's taxonomy places the organism in Eukaryota, Metazoa, Nematoda, Chromadorea, Rhabditida, Rhabditidae. The record is from RefSeq and is a predicted model, not a curated record. Gene Ontology annotation, biological process: carbohydrate transmembrane transport.